AUGGAAGAUGAAAAUAAAGAAAAAAACGAAAUAUCUCUGUUAGAAAUUAAGAGAAAAGUCCAAACAGAACUCGAGGCUUUAAAAGAUGAUAAUAAGCAAAAAAAGUUUCGAAUUUUGAAUUAUACCUCAAAAGAUAGUUUUGUAGGAAAAAUAGAGAAAGAUUUUUUAAUUUAUUUUUGUUUUUUAUGUGGAUUUAAUUGCUUAAUUAGUGAAAUUGAUAUAAAUAAUUUACCAACAAGAAAAACAGAUAGUUCAAUUAUUUUUCCUUGUAAAAAAAUUAUUCAUAAAAAAAAUCAUAAAAUACAAACAAAAAGAAUUUUAAUUAAAAGGAGAGAUGGAGUUGAAGUACAAUACAGAAUAUUAUGCAAAGAGUGUAAUGUACCAAUUGGAUAUAUUAAUGAUUUAAAUUAUGAUAAUUCAUAUAUUUAUUAUUAUAACUAUUCCAUGUUAAAGGAUCAAACAAAAUGUAAAAUUUUUACAGAUAUGUAA
Messenger RNA from Plasmodium relictum, 489 nucleotides. Its product is annotated as conserved Plasmodium protein, unknown function. The transcript has a single exon. Lineage: Eukaryota; Apicomplexa; Aconoidasida; Haemosporida; Plasmodiidae. Bases 1 to 489 code for a protein of 162 amino acids. The record is from RefSeq and is a predicted model, not a curated record.